CGCUCCUCCGCCUCCUCCCAGGGAGACACUUCCUGGGACUCGGUUGGCUCGACUCCUCGCCGGCGACGAGCACGAUGAGUUAGAGAGCAGCGUUUCCCUCGUCACUGCAGUCCGACGGAGGGAAGCGCUUCCUGAUCGUAGAGAGGUGCGUCUUAUUUCCACUCCAUUGAUUGAGUGCACACGGCUUUCACCGCCGGAGCUGGGGCACUGACGCAUUGUGGAGUCGACAGGGGGGAGCACUGCAACCCCUCCUUCUCCACACAACAUCUAUCGGCGGAGACGGAGAUGGCCGUGGUGCAGCGAGACAGCGAGGACCAUCCACCGGAGAACGGCUUCGUGGCGGCGGACACCGCGACACCCGGGCUGCUGACGCGCAUCGACGGAUCCGUCCUGCCGUUUCUCGGGGGAUUCGGGAAGUACCAGAAACAGCUGAUCGUGCUGACAUGGAUCCCGGCGUUAUUCAUCGGAUUCAGCCAGUACUCGGACAAUUUCCUCCUCGCCCAGCCCAACAACACAUGUAUCCAGCCGCUGGCCAAUUUCACCAAUGUGACUUGGAGUCAUGCGUCUUUGUCGGGGAGCCCGAGGAACGGCAGCCGCGGCCGGCCGGUUUAUGCCAAUGGAAGUUACGGCGCCCACAAUGACUCCGCGGACAUGCAGUGCAGGUGCAACGAGUGGACGUUCGAGCUGCACACGGGGCUGGUGCAAAACGUGGUCACUAAGUGGAGUCUGGUGUGCAAUUCGGCAUGGAAAGUCCACAUCGCCAAGUUCUCCCUCUUGGUGGGUUCCAUUUUCGGGUACCUAGUGUUCGGCAUCCUUGCAGACUGGUUUGGCCGCCACCCGGUGCUGAUCAUAUCCGUGCUCUUCAUGCUGGUGUUCGGACUGACCGUGGCCUUCUCUGUCAACGUCCCCAUGUUCAGCACGCUGCGUUUCUUUGAAGGCUUCUGCUUAGCCGGCAUCAUCCUGUCUCUCUACGUCCUCCGAAUUGAGCUCUGCCUGCCAGGAUGGCGUUUCUCCAUGACCAUGGUGGCCAGCUUCGUGAUGCUGGGUGGUCAGCUGCUGAUGCCUGUGGUGGCCUACCUCUGCCGGGACUGGCAGGUGCUGCAGGCCGUCAUCAUCUGCCCGCUGCUGCUCAUGCUCUCCUACAUCUGGAUCUUCCCUGAGUCACUGCGGUGGCUGCUGGCCACUCAGCAGUACAGCCGCUCAAAGUGGAUCAUGGCGUUCAUAGCCCAGAAAAACCGGGCCAACAGGGAGCUCGACACAGAAAACAUCCUCACAGAACUUCAGAAAGCUCUUCAGAAGAAGCCAAAAAAGACGUGCAUUGUGAAGAUGGUGGGGACGAGGAACCUGUGGAAGAAUAUCGUCGUCCUCUGCGUCAACUCGCUCACUGGCUACGGAAUCCACCACUGCUUCGCCCGCAGCAUGAUGGACCCGGAAGCUCUGGAGACCACCAUGUUCCACAACUUCUACGCCGACUACUACACCAUGGCGGGCAUCGCCGUGGCGUCCUGCCUGGCCUUGUGUCCGGCAGUGGGACUGAUGGGGCGACGAGGGGGUCUCCUCAUGUUCAUGAUCAUCACUGCUCUGGCCUCGCUGCUGCAGCUCGGCCUGCUCAACUUGCUGGGAAAGUACAGCGUCCACCUGAACAUCGACAGGUCAGACAUGCUGAAUAAGAACUUCUCCAUCGCCUUCUCCAUCAUUGGCAUGUUCUCCUCCCACGCCGUCAGCAACCUGAGCAUCUUCUUCUGCGCCGAGAUCACGCCCACAGUCAUCAGGGGCGGGGGAGUGGGUUUGGUCCUGGCCAGCGCUGGCUUCGGCAUGUUGACCGCCCCCAUCAUGGAGCUCCACAACCAGAAGGGCUACUUCCUGCACCACAUCAUCUUCGCCUGCUGCACCCUCAUCUGCAUCAUCUGCAUCCUGCUGCUGCCCGAGACUCGCUUCCAGCCGCUCCCCGAGACCCUGGCGGACGGCGAGAACUACACCCGCCAGCCUCUCCUCCCGCCACGGAAGCCCGGGGAGCAGCGCCUCCUGCUGCCCACAUCUGAGAGCGCCAGGGACUACACCCGGGUGCACGACACGCCGCUGCACGAGGCCGCCGCCACCGUCGUCUCCACCAUGGACUCCGCCGAAGAACUGACCGCUGCGGCCCACAAAGAGGACCCCAAAGACCCCAACGGUCACUCUGUGUUACCGUUCUCAGAGACCCCUCUGAGGGUCCUUGGCCGGGACACCGUCAUCCACGCCAGUAAAGAGCGCCUCCUGUCUUCCUCUCCUCCGCAGAAGAACCUCACAGACCCACUUUUAGCCAAGGAAUCUGCCGCCGAACUCUCACACCAGCAGAAUGAGGUGUCACCCCCUGAUCCUGCGGCCGACCCCUCCGCUGCUGCCCCCGCUUCCUCAUUGAUCUCCACCACGCCCAUCAUCGAGCCGGUACCCAGCUCCACUCUGGAGUCCCCAGAGCCGCUGGUCAACAACAUCGGCUUGGAAUCUGACACACCUCCGCCUGAGGCUCCGCCAGUCGCCUCCGUCAGCGCGCCCUCUGCUGUUCAUGUCACGGACAUCACCCCCGAGCCACCGCCCUCCAGCUGCCCAGACAUUCCUGUGAUAUUAGAAAUGGAACAAGAAGACUCCCUCGUUCCUCUUGUUGUUGCUCCCCUGCCGUCCAAAUCUCCCUCUGAUAAUGACCCUUGUCCCACUUCCUCCACCCCCCCGAGCCCGGUUACCAUUUCCCCUUCACACACCCCUCCCUCUCCUCUCUCAGAGGACUCCUUAACUCACACCACUCUACCCUCCAUUCUCCCGAUCACAGACAUUGUCCACCCCCCUGAAACAGACGUUGCUCAGCCUGCACAGGACUCCUCUGGCUCCCUCCACCUGGACUCCAUUCACUUACAGGAUCUGGGCCGGUCAGAACCAGCCCCCCUCUCUCUGAUCGACUGCACAGUUUCCUCCCCGAUAGACUCUGAAGUUCUCUCCAUGAGAGACAGCGCUAGCACAGAAAGCAACACUGUUAACGGAGAGUUGUGACUCACCCGCACACAACAGUCAGACGGGGAGGAGGUUUCCGGAGCUUCCCUCAUCAACAGCAGGCUGGGUUUAGGAAGAUACCAUCUCCUCUUCAGUUCUGAAAGUCACCAGCCGAAAAAAAAACAAAACAAAAAAACACAGAACUGGGCAACGGAACGCACCAAGAAGAACGUCCCGCGCAGAAGUGUCGCCUGAACAGGUCAAAAUUUCCCGCCAUAUUUUCCGCUGUCAUGGUCAGAGGGACGCCGAAAACUAGCAAGGCCAAGUCUACACGUGCCAAACGUCGUGUUUCGGUGGAGCAAGGCGGGUUCAGAGCCAGAAGAAAGGUUUUCAAGUUUAAAUCAGCCACUCUAUCAAGAUGUUUUUCUUUUAGCAUCGCCAAAGUCCACCAAAACCAGCGUGCCAAAAUGAAACGUGGAAUAUCAUUUCCGAACCAAAUUGCAUCAGACAGACUGAGGAAAAUGUCGUACAAAUAACUUUUUUUUUUUUACAUUCUGACAUUUAUAGUGAUGUUAAAAAAAAGUUUAUUUGACGUUCGGCAGUACAUUAGUGGUAGAUGUUUGCGUGUACUGUCAAGAGUAGCAUUCAUCUUCUGGAUUCUUAGAAAAAAAACUUGAAAUUUUGUUCAUUUCUGAUUUAAACUUGAACCUUUUGAGCAAAACAUCAGUGUAUCCGAGUUUCAAACCGCUUCAAAUGUGGUCUUUGACCCUCUUUGGCCUGAUAACAGCUUGACUCUUCCAAAUGAACUCCUCCUGAUAGCAGGGCUUCUGCUGGCUGUCGUCCAGUCCCUGUACCGAAGCGGCCAUCUUUCCUCGCAGUAUUAGUGGCGCCUUAUUCUGCGGAGCAUGAGAAUGAUUGACAGACAAGCAACGGCAAAACGGCACAUUUUUUUUACAGCAAACACGUGCUCAAAAUAUUUCACGUUUUGGUGCUUUAAAACAAAAACCCGCCACAAAUGAGUCCUGUUUGAUGAUGUCAUAGCAAGUCACACCCCACCAAGCUCCACCGUCUUUCAGGGAGUGACAUGAACAACGUGCUGCAGGUUUCAAAGUCCAGCUUUUAUCACCUUUUGUUGCUCGCGAUAUCAGGAAGCCUUUUGUGUGAAGGUUGGAGCUGCACCAACCUUUCGUUUCCAGUUACAGACUGAAGAGUUUAAACCUCACCAAACUUUAAAAUCCCUGUUGACGCACCGAAAAAGGAUUUUAAUUCCAUGGUGCAGCCGGAUUCAGAGCCCAAGUUGUCAGUGGCUAGCAAGAGCAUGUUUUAGCUCAGAAGUACAACUGCUGUUGCGCUGUUCUCCCUGAAUUUCUUCUUAAAAAUACACUCAAGUUUGACAGUGGCAUGUGAGUUGGCUAGUGGCCGCGUGUUUAGCUCCACACCUUCAGUUCCGAGUCGCAGGUUUUCUACAAAUGACAAACCAGUCUGGGUCCUAAAAAAGUCUUUCAUUUGGACGUUAAAUUCUUCAAUGCCAGUGUUGGUUACUAUAUGUCCCAUCAGGUGGCUAGUUAGCUUCUCCUUUAGCAAAGCAAUGUUGGUCACUAAAGGUGUCAGGUCUCAACCGACUAUUCAUUUGAAAUAUGCAGCAACAAAUGACACAUAAAUAAAACAACCCCCAGCUGUUUGCACAUCACUUAAAGAAGGCUAUUAGCAGGUUAGCAUGGAGUGGAGGCUAACAUGCUAAGAGGUUUUGAAAAGUCAGUUAUUUGGUGACGUAUUGCGUCGUAACAAGAACAGAAAACUUUUACGUUGCAUGUGCAGGAAUUCACAACUCACAUGCUUCGUGAAAAAAGUCGGAAUCUAUUGCUUUCACUGGCGACAUACUAGCACUGGUCGCUCACGACUUACUGCACAAGUUGUGAGCCAAAACUUGACCUGGUACUUCACUGACUGAUCAUGUCUCCCGUGUACGCCGUCUUCAAACGCAGCUGGAUUUUAACCAGGAAAGCAUUCAGCGUUGGAGAAGAAUUCCACUGAUGUGAACGUUUUUAUGUUGAUGUACGGCACAUGCAUGCCACGCUGCUACACAGUCCAAGCACAAAGCCCUGUAAUGUGAGUCGGAGGCGUCUGCUCGGUGACGGACGGAAGAAAAACGAAACAAAAAAAAAAAAAGGGAGUGGGAAGACAGACGUUCCAUUUUCCACGUCUGCUUCCGACGACUGUUCGGCGUUGUGACAAGACGACUCAGCACAAUACAAGUGCCGACGAAUGCUUCCAUUUUUAAAGCAGGUAUUUUCACGAUACAUUUUUAAUCGGGGUAAAAUCGACGCCGUCAGCACCAGCGGGAGCAUCGAGUUGGCCACUCGCAGGCGAACAAGCAAAGCGGAGCGACUCUUGCGUGAAGAAUAAUCGACACUUUCAACCGACUAAUUUUCAGGAAGGGAGCGUUGAAUGAAUGUAAAAACAGAAUUGUAUCAUUCUUUAAUUUCUGGUUGUUUUGUUAUAACAUACAUGAUGCACUUGUACAUAAAGCCAUACCUGUUGUUAAAUAAACUACUAUUUAUUGA
Molecule: messenger RNA, 5528 nt
Organism: Synchiropus splendidus (mandarinfish)
Lineage: Eukaryota; Metazoa; Chordata; Actinopteri; Syngnathiformes; Callionymidae
Gene: slc22a23a
Product: solute carrier family 22 member 23
Exons: 10
Coding region: 286-3024 (912 amino acids)
Biological process (GO): transmembrane transport
Cellular component (GO): membrane
Molecular function (GO): transmembrane transporter activity
Source: RefSeq, a predicted model, not a curated record